This is a messenger RNA of Brachypodium distachyon (stiff brome), 1128 nucleotides long. Its product is annotated as ras-related protein Rab7. The record is from RefSeq and is a predicted model, not a curated record. NCBI's taxonomy places the organism in Eukaryota, Viridiplantae, Streptophyta, Magnoliopsida, Poales, Poaceae. The transcript is spliced from 7 exons. Gene Ontology annotation, molecular function: GTP binding; GTPase activity. Bases 194 to 814 code for a protein of 206 amino acids. Gene Ontology annotation, cellular component: vacuolar membrane.
CGAACCCUUCUCCCCGAGUCAGGUUGACUCCCCAGUUCUUCUUCCGGUUUCUCCCUUCCUCUCGUCGCGCAACGCACCGUGACAGCUCAGCUCCUCGCACGGGUUUCGCCGUCCCAUCUCGUCUCUCCUCUCCCCUCCUCCCCAGUCCCCCUGGAGCACGAGCGAGACCGAUCGCCACGGACCCUAGAUCCCGAUGGCUUCGCGCCGCCGCACCCUCCUCAAGGUCAUCAUCCUCGGCGACAGCGGGGUUGGGAAGACUUCCUUGAUGAACCAAUAUGUGAACAAGAAGUUCAGCAACCAGUACAAGGCUACGAUUGGCGCAGAUUUCCUCACCAAGGAGGUACAAUUCGAGGAUAGGCUCUUCACUCUACAGAUAUGGGAUACUGCUGGUCAGGAAAGGUUUCAAAGUCUUGGUGUUGCAUUCUACCGUGGAGCAGAUUGCUGUGUUCUAGUUUAUGAUGUUAAUUCUAUGAAAUCAUUUGAUAACCUGAACAACUGGCGUGAAGAAUUUCUAAUUCAGGCUAGCCCAUCGGAUCCUGAUAACUUCCCUUUUGUUCUGCUGGGUAACAAAGUUGACGUAGAUGGUGGAAACAGUCGUGUGGUCUCUGAGAAAAAGGCGAAGGCAUGGUGUGCGUCUAAAGGGAACAUCCCUUACUUUGAGACUUCUGCCAAGGAUGGAUUAAACGUGGAAGAGGCUUUCCAAUGUAUAGUAAAGAAUGCACUGAAGAACGAACCAGAGGAAGAACUGUAUGUGCCGGACACGGUGGAUGUGGUGGGUGGCAACCGGGGUCAAGGAUCAUCAGGAUGCUGUUAGGACAUGAUGCACCAUGAGCACCACAACUGUCGGUUAUCCUUUGACAUUAUAGUAGUAGUUUCCGUGGUGGCUUUGAGGACCGGUAUUUCAUUUGUGACCUUUUUCAAUCAUCACCUCCUAAAGUACCCAAGGAAUGAUUGAUGCAUCUGUUCCGAGCUGUCGAUUUGUGGACGUUGUGCAGUUUGUCAGUAGCGUCGUGUCUUGUGAAUACAAUCAGUGAAAUAAGUGAGGUGUAAAACUACAGUUCCUUCACCAUGGUUUUGUGUGAAAGAAACUUGAAUAUACGCUCCCUGUCGACAAAGCUUUGUUUGCAA